This is a messenger RNA of Erpetoichthys calabaricus (reedfish), 4898 nucleotides long. It is a transcript of the gene washc4, whose product is annotated as WASH complex subunit 4. Lineage: Eukaryota; Metazoa; Chordata; Cladistia; Polypteriformes; Polypteridae. Bases 96 to 3614 code for a protein of 1172 amino acids. The transcript is spliced from 33 exons. Gene Ontology annotation, cellular component: WASH complex; endosome. Gene Ontology annotation, biological process: endosome organization; endosomal transport. The record is from RefSeq and is a predicted model, not a curated record.
CAACCUCACGCGACAGAAUAACCCUCCCACCUUCUUUCGGGAUUUUACUGCUCCUGAACGCUACCGUAGGUACAGUGAUAGCGUAAAAGGGGACGAUGGCAGUAGAAGCUGUCUCUCCGGAUUGGGAAUUUGAUCGUUUCGAUGACGGUUCUCAAAAAAUCCAUGCUGAGGUACAGCUGAAAAAUUAUGGAAAAUUCCUGGAAGAAUACACAUCACAGCUAAAAGGCAUUGAGGAUGCCUUGGACGACACAAUUGGAGAUGUUUGGGAUUUUACUCUGGAUCCUGUAUCACUGAAGCUUUUGCCAUAUGAGCAGUCAGCAUUGUUGGAGCUGAUUAAGACGGAAAACAAAGUGUUUAACAAAGUAAUAACGGUUUUUGCUGCUCUCUGCUGUGAGAUCAAGAAAUUAAAACAUGAGGCAGAAACCAAAUUUUACAGUGGCCUCUUAUAUUAUGGAGAAGGAGUUUCAGACACUGACGCGGUAGAAGGGGAGAAUCAAAUACAGAUGGGCAGAUUUAUUGCAUUUUUGCAGGAGCUAUCAUGCUUUGUGACAAGAUGCUCAGAGGUAGUAGUCAAUGUAGUUCAGCAACUGGCAUCCCUCUACUGCAGUAACAAGACUGCAACAAAAAUCAUUGAAUCAUCUGGAGUACAUUUUCAGACUAUGUAUGAACACCUGGGAGAGCUUCUUUGUGUUCUGCUGACACUGGAUGAGAUCAUCGAAAACCAUUCCACACUUAAGGAUAACUGGACUAUGUACAAACGGUUGCUGAAAUCUGUUCAUCACAACCCAUCUAAAUUUGCAAUUCGGGAGGAAAAAUUGAAGCCUUUUGAAAAACUUCUUCUAAAACUCGAGGGCCAGUUGAUGGAAGGAAUGAUUUUCCAGACUUGUGUAGAACAGCAGUUUGAUACACCAGGAAAUGGUAUAACAGUUUCCAAGAACAGUGCUUUUGCAGAGGAAUUUUCCGUCAACAUUCGUACCAUCUUUACUAAUGUGGAAUCAAAACUUGGUGAACCUUCAGAGAUUGAACAGAGAGAUAAAUAUGUUGGGGUAUGUGCACUGUUUGUUCUGCACUUUCAUAUCUUCAGGACUGUUGAUAAAAAGUUUUACAAAGGGCUACUGGAUGUGUGCAAAAAGGUACCUGCUGUCACCCUGACUGCUAACAUCAUCUGGUUUGCAGAUACAUUCCUGGUAGCAAAAGUGCCAGCCGCUGCAAAGCUCCUGGACAAAAAGAAUCUUAUUUCUAUUCGGACCCAAAGAGAGAGCUUUCUACACCAGAAAGCUCAGACACUACUCAAGGAUGUACAGUCUUACUAUGUGUUUGUUACAUCUUGGUUAAUGAAAAUGGAGUCUAUAUUAUCUGCUGAACAGAAAUCAGAGAAGUUUGCUGAUCACCUGAGCAAUAGAUGCAGUAUUUUCAUUCAGGGUAUUCUAUAUGCUUAUGGUAUCAGCACCAUCAUUAAAACAACAAUGAAUCUCCACAUGUCACUACAGAAACCUAUGACCAAGACAUCAGUUAAGGCAUUAUGCAGGCUUAUUGAACUGCUGAAGGCCGUGGAGCACAUGUUUCAUAGACGUUCAGUGGGGACUGCGGACUCUGUAUCUCACAUCAUCCAACAUCUCCAAUAUCAAGCGCUGAAUUCUAUUUCAGUAGCCAAGAAAAGAGUUAUUUCUGACAAAAAAUACAGCGAGCAGCGACUGGAUGUAUUAUCAGCUUUGGUGCUGGCAGAAAAUGCACUUAACGGUCCCAGUACUAAAGAGAGGAGACUAAUUGUUUCGCUAGCAAUCAGUGUUGGUACCCAAAUGAAAACCUUUAAAGAUGAAGAACUGCUAAGCCUGCAGUUGAUUCUGAAGAAACUGGACCUUGUAAGUGAACUGCAGGACAGAGUACGGAUUCAUUGUGACUGCAGUUUUUUGUACUGGCACAGAGCUGUAUUCCCCAUCUAUCUAGAUGACGUUUAUGAUAAUGCUGUUGAUGCAUCUCGAAUUCAUUACAUGUUUAGUGCUCUUCGAGACUGUGUACUCACAAUGUUGGGCGCUCGGCACUUGGAGUCUUGUGAGCAGUUGCUGGAGAAUUAUGAUCGUGAAAUUAUGGAUGUUUUCAAACAGCACUUGUUAGAUAAGCUGUGUAAGGAGAUUGAGAAAGACCUGCGCUUAUCAGUUCAUACUCAUCUUAAGCUGGAUGACAGAAACCCCUUCAAAGUUGGAAUGAAGGAUCUUGCACACUUUUUUUCUGUAAAACCAAUCAGAUUCUUCAGCCGCUUCAUUGAUAUUAAAGCCUAUGUGACACAUUAUCUGGAUAAAACAUUUUACAACCUGACAACAGUAGCUUUACAUGACUGGGCCACAUACAGUGAAAUGAGAAACCUUGCGACCCAGCGCUAUGGGCUGAUGAUGACAGAAGCACACCUCCCCAGCCAAACCUUGGAGCAGGGUCUUGAUGUGUUGGAGAUCAUGAGGAAUAUCCAUGUUUUUGUGUCCCGUUACCUUUAUAACCUUAAUAAUCAGAUUUUUAUUGAAAGGACUAGCAAUAAUAAGCACCUGAACACCAUUAACAUCCGGCAUAUUGCAAACUCCAUCCGGACGCAUGGGACAGGAAUAAUGAAUACCACGGUUAAUUUCACAUACCAGUUUCUCCGCAAGAAAUUCUACAUAUUCAGCCAGUUCAUGUAUGAUGAGCACAUCAAGUCAAGGUUAAUUAAAGACAUUCGCUUCUUUCGUGAAAUGAAGGACCAAAUUGACCAAAAGUAUCCGUUUGAAAGAGCUGAGAAAUUUAACCGAGGAAUUCGCAAACUUGGAAUCACACCUGAUGGACAGAGCUAUCUUGACCAGUUUCGGCAGCUCAUCAGCCAAAUAGGCAAUGCUAUGGGUUAUGUGCGGAUGAUACGUUCUGGAGGUUUACACUGUUGUAGCAAUGCCAUAAGGUUUGUUCCAGACCUUGAAGACAUUGUAAACUUUGAAGAGCUAGUGAAGGAGGAAGGCCUGUCUGAGGAGACACAAAAAGCAUCCAGCAUUCUAGAUUCUGUUCUGAGUGACCUGACUAGCAAUUCUGCAGAAGGGACGGAGUACUUCAAAAUGCUAGUUGAUGUGUUUGCACCAGAGUUCCGCAGUCCAAAAAACAUGCACCUCCGCAAUUUCUACAUGAUUGUUCCUCCAUUGACUGUCAACUUUGUAGAGCAUUCCAUUGGUUGCAAAGAGAAGUUGAAUAAGAAAAAUAAGGUGGGAGCAGCCUUCACUGAUGACGGCUUUGCCAUGGGUGUUGCUUACAUUUUAAAGCUUCUAGAUCAGUACCAAGAGUUUGACUCCUUGCACUGGUUCCAGGCUGUUCGUGAGAAGUAUUUAAAAGAGAAGAAAGCGGUCGUGAAGGAGCAGAGUGUCCAAUCCAGCAAUCAGGAUGAGAAGCUCUUGCAGACCAUGAAUUUGACACAAAAGAGACUUGAAAACUACUUGGAGGAGUUUGAGCUGCUUUAUUUUUCAUUAAGCAGUGCGCGGAUUUUCUUCCGGGCAGACAAAACAGCAGCUGAGGAAAACCAGGAGAAAAAAGACAAAGACGAAGCACCCAAAGAUGCUGGAGAUUCAUCUGCUAGUUCGUCUUUCACAGACACAGGCACAAAGUGACGGAGACGGCAGAGAUGAGCACUAAUCCAAGUGUCCUGUCGGUGCACUAACUGGAAGGAUGACUGGACAUUGGGACUGCGGGUGGGACACAACACUGUUACUGCCAUUUCAGCAUUUGGAGCCUCUGGUGCUUCACAGAGCAGACAUCAACGUUUCUGGUAUUUGCCAGUAGAGGGCACCGUCCACGUGUCCAACUCAUUUGUGUACCUGCUGCCAGCCUGUCCCUGCCAGUGACUUCAGCGAGCGAAACGGUUGAGGAAACGUGCUGUUAUUUUGCUAAUUUGUUCAGCGUUGCUCCAUGUGUUUUCUAUUCCUGCAUUAUGGCACCAUGUUAUACAGGAAUUUUCUGUUUCUAAAAUGUCCAUGUUCAUAGUGUUUAAUUUACAACUUUGAUUAUAUUAACAUUUUUUUAAGAAUAUUGCACACCUUUAGCUAUCCUAAUUUCUUUGUGUUCUAACCAUUUUCUUUUCUUUGAAGCCGUAUGUUUUGUUAAUAACAAUUGUGGACAUGUAGAUGAUUUUUGGACUCGAUAUUGGAAGGUAGCCUGGCUGAUGGACAGCAUCCAUCUGCAUAGGUUAGAAAAUACAAACAUUUGUUAGGAGUGUUUAGCUUUUUACCCUAAAAAUGUGGCAUUACAGGUGGUUGAAAAUACUGUGCCCAUUUUAUGUGGCUUGGUUUUCAUUAUCUACAAAUACGUUAUUGUGGCUUAAAUAAAUGGAACGGCUCCAUCAGCAGUCUUUGGUGAACAAGUGCAGCCAUGCCAGAGAGGACAAGUGACAUCAGACUGACAAAGCUGAGCCAGGAGGACAAAUAAAGGUAAAAUAUCUCCAGCAGUAUCUCAAUGUGUUAUUUGCAAUACAAUUUUUUCUGACAUUUUAAUCGUUGAAUUGGGUACAAAAGACUUUAUAUUUGUAUUGAUAUCUACAUUUGAUUUUGUUUUGUAGUACUCAUUUCUUUUUCUUUUUUUUUUAACACGUUGAUUACUUUUAAGAAUCCCUACUUACUAAAAUGGAAAUAUUUGUGCGCCUUUGUAUGAGGGAGGUUAGAAAGUACAGUGCACUGUAAUCUGUGAUCAGUUGGUUUUGUUUAGGUAUUUGGACAGGCUGGCGUACCCCGGACGUUAUGACCGCAAAAGAUGGCAAGCUGCACACUUGUUUAAUUCUGUUCACAUUAUACACUCAGUCCCCAUGGUGGCACAGAAGGUGUACAGUGUCGACUCAAGAGUUAUACAAAUAUAUACUUUGUAAAAUAGCAAUGUAAUAAACUUACUGAAGGUACAAAACA